AUGGACAAGAAUCUUAACAUUCCAUACUUCACUGUGAACUUGAUACUUAGAAGAUUUAAAAGAACUAGAAGUAUGGAGUACAAGUCUCUAGAUAGUGAUUUGAGACCAAUCAUUAAAGAUUAUCACAAACAGCUUAUUUUGAAUAUAAUUGAUAAGAAAAUAAGUAUAUGUAUCUUGUGCAAUGACCUCCAAUAUAUUGAGACUGUUACUCUCAAAAGAGUGACAGCAAUUGAAGAGAAGAGAAAUGAUGAGAUGACUCUUAGAAAAAGACACAAGUAUAUUUUAAGAUUGCAGCUAGAAGAAAUCUUGUACAGCCAGAAUUGUAUUUUUAUCAAUGAGGCUGACUUUAAUUUUUACUUGAUUAAGAGUUAUAUCAGAGCAAAGACAGAAAAGUAUGCCCUUGCAUAA
Molecule: messenger RNA, 408 nt
Organism: Phycomyces blakesleeanus NRRL 1555(-)
Lineage: Eukaryota; Fungi; Mucoromycota; Mucoromycetes; Mucorales; Phycomycetaceae
Exons: 2
Coding region: 1-408 (135 amino acids)
Source: RefSeq, a predicted model, not a curated record